AUGGGUCGACCAAUGCUGUACGUAUAUUUAUUAGGAUCUAAUGACUUUGGUAGAAGCAUUAUAGGUCAAGUGUUUGUAAUUCAUGUUGUUUUUGGUUUAAUUAUUAUAUUUUUGAUUUUGUUACACAUAGUAAGCCUACAUAAGUUGUAUACACGUAAGGAUGUGUUUGUGUGGUUGGGGGUGUUUUUGUUUACUAUUUUAUUGGCUUGUUAUAGUCUGUGGCUAACAAGGUGUAAGGAAAAUUGUAUAUAUCCAAACGUUCUUUUAACCCCAACAAACAUAAAACCUGAGUGGUAUUUUAUUCCAUUUUAUGCUAUCUUACGUUCAAUUAAAAGUAAGAUAGGUGGAGUCGUGGUUGUUAUUUUGGUUAUCAUUUUAUUUUGGGCACCGAUUCCGGCUUGGUAUACUGGUUUUAAAAGAGUGUAUCGUCUUUUUUUUUUUGGAUCUUUACUUUAUGUUUUUAGGCAUUUUAGGCUCAGUCUAGCCAACGGGUUUGUGUCAAAUAAUGAGGUUCUUUACUAA
Protopolystoma xenopodis is the source of this 522-nucleotide messenger RNA. NCBI's taxonomy places the organism in Eukaryota, Metazoa, Platyhelminthes, Monogenea, Polystomatidea, Polystomatidae. The record is from the annotation of a GenBank genome assembly.